AUGCGAAAGGCCAAGAAGAAGAGUGGCAGAGGGGCGCAGCAUGGAAACGUGCAGCCUUUCAGCGAUGAGGACGCCUCCGUUGAGACCCUCAGUCAUUGCAGCAGCUUCAGUGAUGGCACGAGUGUGGCGGAUGAAGGUGGAGAGGCCAGCGAGGACGCAGCCCAAGAGGAUUUCCAGUAUAAGCUAAAAGGGUUCAUAGACAGCACAGUGGAUAAGAGUGCUAAAACCAGACAGGGGGCGCUGGACGGGCUUAAAACGGCAAUGGCCACCCGCAUUCUGUACGAGUUCAUCUCAGAGCGAAGGAUGACAAUCACGGAUAGUAUUGAGCGCAGCUUAAAAAAAGGGAAAGGUGAAGAGCAGCGUGCAGCGGCGUCUUUAGCCUGCUUGCUGUGCAUCCAGCUAGGCUCGGGCAUCGAGAGUGAGGAGGUUUUCAAGACCCUCAAGCCGGUUUUUAAAAACAUCCUGGCUGACGGCACGGCUAACAUGCAAGGAAGACAAGCGGUGGCGACAAGUUUAGGCCUCUGCACUUUAGUUGCAGAAGAUGAUGUUUUGGAUGUUCGCACCACCAUGGAGUGCUUCGAGAACCUCUUCACCCGCUCCUAUGCCAGGGCGGACGGCACGUGCGCUUCCAUCAGCGCGCCUACCAGCCAGCUCCACACCAACGCCCUUCUGUCCUGGGCGCUGUUGCUAACCAUCUGCACCGGGAGCCAACUAAAAGACAUCUUGCACAAACAUCUGCCCAAGCUUCCAAGGUUGUUGGAGAGCGAUGACGUCAACAUGAGAAUUGCUGCUGGCGAAACCAUUGCCCUGCUUUUUGAGUUGGCUAGAGACAUGGACCCGGAGUUUGAAUUCGACGGCUGGGACGAGCUAUGCGAUAAACUGAACGCGCUAGCCACCGACUGCAACAAGCACCGAGCCAAGACGGAUAAAAAAAAGCAGCGCUCGGUGUUUAGGGAUGUGCUCAAAGCGGUCGAGGAGGGCGACUUCCAGUCUGAGAGUAUUCGCUUCGGGACUGAACGAAUGACCAUUGACAGCUGGCUCAGAAAGCGGACGUACGACGCGUUCAGGGAGUUCGUGGGCUCCGGAAUGAACUACCACUUGCAGGCCAACGAAUUCAUCAGAGAUGUGUUCCAACUCGGACCUCCCGUGCUGGUUGACUCGGCUACAAUAAAAGCCAUGAAGAUCUCCCGCUUUGAGAGGCAUCUUCACAACUCUGCCGCUUUCAAAGCUCGGACCAAGGCAAGAAGCAAGUUCAGGGACAAGAGAUCAGAUGUGGGCGAUUUCUAA
Messenger RNA from Nerophis lumbriciformis (worm pipefish), 1287 nucleotides. NCBI's taxonomy places the organism in Eukaryota, Metazoa, Chordata, Actinopteri, Syngnathiformes, Syngnathidae. The record is from RefSeq and is a predicted model, not a curated record.